Molecule: messenger RNA, 1589 nt
Organism: Leguminivora glycinivorella
Lineage: Eukaryota; Metazoa; Arthropoda; Insecta; Lepidoptera; Tortricidae
Product: leucine-rich repeat-containing protein 15-like
Exons: 2
Coding region: 197-1249 (350 amino acids)
Cellular component (GO): extracellular matrix
Molecular function (GO): protein binding
Source: RefSeq, a predicted model, not a curated record
CCGUCAUGUUUCAUCUACCACAAAACGUGCCCAAACCAGAUGUGCUCGGUUUAUAUUACCUACAAAAAUACAGCUUUGAUAGUAUCUCCUCAGUCACGGGCAAUGUUCCGGCAGGUGCACACGACAAUUUAAGGCAAAAACUGCUUAAUUGGAUUGGACAGGAUAAUAAAUCAGUUGUCUCAUACAGUUAAUUACAAUGUUCCCUACAAGCGUAUGGUGGUUGUCUAUGGUAACUCUUACCUUCGCUGACUAUGUCACCUGGCCCGGCUGCCCAUUAGCAACCGUCAAACGAGUCAUUCAACCCAAGAACCCAGACUCUGAAGCCACUAUUCUAGACCUCAAGGAAUGCAACAUUACCAACAUUCAAUCCACCAACUUCGCACAUCCUAACCUCGAGUUACUUGCUAUGAGUUCAAAUGAUAUAAAAAGCUUAGAUGCCGACGUGUUCAUAUCUCUUCCUCAGUUGAGAUCGUUAUAUCUAGGUUAUAACAGAAUUAUAGGAAAACGUAUACCUUCAAACAUCUUCCAUAACACUAGAAAAUUAGAAAGAAUAGGUUUCACUGGAAAUAAUAUGACAGGCAUCCCUCAAAUUUUACUACAGGGCUUAGACUCACUAGAUACACUUUGGUUAGACAAUUGUUCUUUACAAGAAGUACCUUGUUUCUCCGCGCAACCAUCUCUCAAACAAUUAUUCCUAUAUGAUAACCAAAUAAAGUCACUCGACAAUCCAGAUAAAUGUAUCUGGCUCGAAAACUUACUGAAACUACAUCUCUAUAACAACCUUAUUGAAUUUAUACAUGAGGAUUUCUUUCGGCCUCUGAAAAAUAUAGAAAACAUAGAUAUGAGUCGUAAUAAAAUUCGAUACCUUCCAGAUAAGCUAUUUACGAAUUUAUCUAGUUUGAUAACUGUUAAUUUAGAGAAGAAUCUUAUUGAAUACAUAUCCUCUGCAACAUUCAGUGGUUCUAAAAAUCUUUCACUUAUAAACUUAUCUCGCAAUAAGUUAACAUUUUUGCCAUUAAAUUUUGUGUCUCAAUUUAGUAGGCUCGAGUACUUGUAUUUCGAGCGGAAUCCAUGGCAGUGUGCGUGUUUAAACGACAUUCUUAUAGAAGUGAAGGCAAAGGCGGUACAGUAUAGGGAUGUAGACAAAAGGGGCGUCUCUCCGGCUUGUGUGGCCAUCGAUUUCCGUUGUCACAGAUUGAAAGAUGUUCAUCGCGAGCUUUUCGAGUCUAUAUUAAAAGAUAAUGCGUAAUGAGUCGGGAGCAAUAUCAUUGAAACUUGCAGAAAAAAUGUAAAGUAAUAUUUGAAAUCACAGUACAACAUUAAACAGAAUAUUAACUAAAAACAUAAUAAAGUACGUCGUAGGUGCGAGUUAUUAACCAGAAAUCGCACGGAUCUGCGACAUUUAGUAUGAGAUGACGCACAAAAAUGCAAUCUCUGGUUAAAACUAAGAUUUCACGAUACACAGGGUCGCAAACGACAGUUUACUUGCAUAGAAUUUUAAAAAUCAAUGUAAAAUUCUGUAGUAGGUAAGGGGUUAUUUUCUGUGUCAAUUUAUUCUAUUGUAUAGAUACUUCUGCAAAGUAAGCUUA